This is a messenger RNA of Corvus hawaiiensis (hawaiian crow), 2635 nucleotides long. It is a transcript of the gene SLC22A2, whose product is annotated as solute carrier family 22 member 2. Gene Ontology annotation, cellular component: membrane. NCBI's taxonomy places the organism in Eukaryota, Metazoa, Chordata, Aves, Passeriformes, Corvidae. The transcript is spliced from 11 exons. Bases 1 to 1665 code for a protein of 554 amino acids. The record is from RefSeq and is a predicted model, not a curated record. Gene Ontology annotation, biological process: transmembrane transport.
AUGCCAGCCUUGGAUGACAUUUUAGAGCAGGUCGGAGAAUUCGACUUCUUUCAGAAGAAAGUCCUCUUUGUCUUAUGCUUGCUUUCUGCUACUUUUGCUCCCAUUUAUGUGGGGAUUUUUUUCCUGGGAUUCACCCCUGAGCAUCGCUGCUUCAGCCCCGGGGCGGCUGAGCUGAGCCAGCGGUGUGGCUGGAGCCUGGAGGAGCAGCUGAAUCACACGGUUCCCGAGUGGGAUGGCCACGGGGCCAGCUUUGACAGCCGCUGCAGGAGGUACGAGGUGGACUGGAACGCAACAGGCAUCAGCUGCACUGACCCCCUCGGCAGCCUGGUGGGCAGUGGGAGCACCGUCCCCCUCGGUCCCUGCCGGGAUGGCUGGGUCUACAACUCCCCGGGGAGCUCUCUCGUCACCGAGUUUAAUCUGGUGUGCGAGGACUCCUGGAAGCUGGACCUCUUCCAGUCGUGUGUGAAUGCUGGGUUUUUUAUUGGCUCCAUGAGCAUUGGCUACAUAGCAGACAGGUUUGGGCGCAAACUCUGCCUUCUGGUCACAGUCCUCAUCAACGCGGUUUCAGGGGUUCUGAUGGCCUUUGCACCAAGCUACACCUGGACAGUGACGUUCCGCCUGAUCCAGGGACUGGUCAGCAAGGGAGGCUGGCUCACAGGCUACGUCCUCAUUGCAGAAUUUGUUGGUUCAGACUACCGGAGGGCAGCAGGCAUCAUUUACCAGCUUGCCUUCACCCUGGGACUCCUCAUCCUCACCGCCCUGGCUUAUGCACUUCCACACUGGAGGUGGCUCCAGCUUGCGGUCACACUGCCCAGUUUCUUUCUCCUGCUCUACUAUUGGUGUCUGCCUGAGUCUCCCAGGUGGCUCAUAGCUCAAAAGCAGAAUGAUGAAGCUAUGGAAGUUAUUAAGCGCAUCGCCAAGGGAAACAGGAAGAAGCCAUCUCUUUCUUUCCAGAAUCUCAGCUCCGAAGAGGAAGACGGAGAAAAGUUGAAACCUUCAUUCUUAGACCUGGUCAGGACACCUCAGAUCAGAAAAUACACAUUCAUUUUGAUGUACAGUUGGUUCACGAGCUCUGUCCUCUACCAGGGGCUCAUCAUGCACAUGGGAAUAGCUGCUGGGAACAUGUAUCUGGAUUUCCUUUAUUCUGCUCUCGUCGAGUUCCCAGCCGCCUUCAUCCUCCUGCUGACGCUGGAUCGAAUCGGCCGUCGCCACACCUGGGCUGCAGCCAGUGUGAUGACAGGGGCUGCUUGCCUCAUUGCAGCAUUCCUGCCAGACAGUCUUUAUUGGCUUAAAAUGACUGCAGCUUGCUUGGGCAGGAUGGGAAUUACCAUGUGCUAUGAAAUUAUAUGUGUGGCAAAUCCUGAGCUGUAUCCAACAUUUCUCAGGAACCUGGGAGUCCUCGUCUGCUCCUCCCUGUGUGACCUCGGUGGGAUCAUAACACCCUUCCUUGUGUACAGACUGGCAGACCUCUGGCAUGAACUGCCCCUGGUCAUCUUUGCUAUGAUUGUUCUAAUCAACAGUGGCUUAGUUUUGCUCCUACCUGAAAUGAAGGGAAAAGCUCUGCCAGAGACCAUUGAAGACGCUGAAAAUCUGCACAGGCAGGAGAGAAGUAAAGAAAAAACCAUUUAUCUCCACGUUCUGACUUCCGAAGUUGCCCCAAAGUAAGGGCUCAUUUUGCCCUGGAUCUGCCUUUGUUGGGGCAGGGAGGCAGAAGAGGGCCAGCAGAGCAGCCACAAGCCCGGACCUCAUCCCACAUCCAGAGGAUGAGCCAUCCCACUGUGAUGAUCUUUCCCUGUUGCACUCCCCCAGCUGCCAGCACUCUGACACUUGGGGACUUCUGGAGCCAGAAGCAUUUCUGCUUCACUCCCUCAUGGACCAUGUUGCAAAUUUGUUCUAUUUGCCUCCUGAACACUUUCAUGUCUCUGGUGUCUCAGGCCAUCUGGCAGCAGCACCUCAUAUGACAUGAGUGGGAAAUUCAUAAAGGAACACUUCCUUCUGCUUCUUAUAAAACUAAAAAUCUCUUUGGGCUGCUCACUCACAGCUCAUUUCUAUAGCAAGCAGGAGUGCAGUCAUGAGCCCAAUUCACUUCCUUCAAGCUGCACCUGACUCUGCACAAAAGUAACACAUAGGCAGUAUCUGAUUUACUGCCGCAAUUCCCUCUACAUCCCUUAAAAUCUUGGUGCUGUUGGUUGGUCUAUGGCUCCUGCUUCCCAGAUCAGCUCUGUGAUUCAGCUCCUGCCACCCAGGCAGCGAGCACUGCCACUGUAGAGACCACUGUGGGAGCCUGAGGCAUCCACAAGCUCCUUUUCCUUCUUAGUUUUGCUCUUCUUCUUCCAGAGAAAUAAGUACAAAAAAAUAAGCACUUCUAAGUCCAAGCUGACUUUUAAGAUUUGGUAUUCCAUAAUUUGACUGGAUAUUAGGCAAGCUGGAAAAUUAAAAGGAAGAAAAUGAGGAAUUGGAGGCAGUGAAGCCUCAGGAUGCGGUGGGCUGCGUACAACUGCAUCAGCAUUCGGGAUCAGUGACAGGGAAGGGGCAGGAAGCCCCACCACCGUCACCCCCUGGGACCAGCACAAACAGUAACAGGACACUGUGCCCCGCGUAUUAAAACAUAUUAAAGUUUGUGUUUAUGCAUGAA